Molecule: messenger RNA, 804 nt
Organism: Cylicostephanus goldi
Lineage: Eukaryota; Metazoa; Nematoda; Chromadorea; Rhabditida; Strongylidae
Source: the annotation of a GenBank genome assembly
AUGAGUGACAAUAAAACAGAACUUUGGAAAAUUGGUUUCGUUGUCUUGGGACCUCCACCAUCAGUGCCAGACGAGCCGCCCUCUCAACACAAUACACUAACUCGUCCGGCAGGCACAUUAAGUACGCUGAAGCGAGAACGAGCAAAGGAACGGGAACGGCUACAGAAGGAGCUGAAUAUUCUUGGAGACGUGGAGAGAAAAGAAGAAACGCAGUCGAAAAGUAAAGAAGAAUCCGAUUACAAACCUACCUCACCAUUAUCACCUGAACCACAUUCAACAUUGAAAGAGAAGACUAGUUACGUUGAGGAACCCGAAUCCAACACUACCACAUUGGAACGCAAAGAACGUAAAAUGGAAAAAGAGCAAGCGUUGGUGCGACGGAUCACCAACGAUAUGCAAAUAGCACAUUAUGUUCGACAAAUGGAAAUGUCUAGAGGUCAUGGGAAGCGACAUCGAGGAGCUUUUUCAACCGGUGUUUUUCGCAUACGAUCACUAAGAUUUUUCGAAGCUGGACUUCGUCGUGCUCUGUGGUAUCUUGGCAAGGCUAUCGCUAAUCACAAGCUGCUUUUCGUGGUGCUUCCUUUGUUAAUCGUCGCCUCUUCGCUGAUUGGUCCGAUUCUUCACCGCAGUAAAAUGACAGUAUCGCUGCCAUUCGCGCUGCUUGGCGCUGACGGAAAUGACGUCAUCUCAAAUGGCUACAGUAUUCAGAGGACACAACGUGGUUUCAACUACAGUAAUCCUGCGUUCAGUGCGUUGGAUUUUAUGGAUCCGUCCGAGUUUGCUGUACUGCUGAGAACAACGUAA